This is a messenger RNA of Erinaceus europaeus (western European hedgehog), 1378 nucleotides long. RefSeq names its product SUMO peptidase family member, NEDD8 specific (gene SENP8). The transcript has a single exon. The record is from RefSeq and is a predicted model, not a curated record. The coding region runs from base 211 to 882 and encodes 223 amino acids. Gene Ontology annotation, biological process: proteolysis. Gene Ontology annotation, molecular function: deNEDDylase activity; cysteine-type peptidase activity. NCBI's taxonomy places the organism in Eukaryota, Metazoa, Chordata, Mammalia, Eulipotyphla, Erinaceidae.
CCGGCUCUGGCCCUCGGGACGGAAAGUCUCUCCCGGGCUUCGCCGCCCUGACUCCCGGCGGGCCACACCCCAGCACUCUCCCGCCUUCCCGACCCCGCGGCCGGUGCCUCCCGGGCCGCUUCUGCCCGGACACUGGCGUGGACGGGACCCAGCCCCGGCCCCGGCCGUCCCGCCCCGGCCGAGGGGGCGCCGCCAGAGUCAGAGCGAGCCAUGGACCCGGUGGUCCUGAGCUACAUGGACAGCCUCCUGCGCCGCUCGGACGUCUCCCUGCUCGACCCGCCCAGCUGGCUCAAUGACCGCGUCAUCGGCUUCGCCUUCGAGUACUUCGCCCACGGCCGCUUCCCCGGCUGCUUGGACCGCGUCUGCUUCGUGAGCCCCGAGGUCACGCAGUUCAUCAAGUGCGCCGGCGACCGGGCCGAGGUGGCGGCCUUCCUGGAGCCGCUGGGGCUCCCCGCCAAGACGGCCGUGUUCCUGGCCGUCAACGACAACGGCGGCCCGGCAGCCGGCGGCACCCACUGGAGCCUGCUGGUCUACCUGCGGGAGCGGGCCGGCUUCCUGCACUACGACUCACAUGGUGCCAGCAACGCGGCCCACGCCCGCCGCGUGGCGGCCAAGCUGGAGGCCUUCCUGAGCACGGAGGGCAGGCUGGCCUUCCUGGAGGAGGAGGCGCCGGCCCAGCAGAACAGCUACGACUGCGGGAUGUACGUGAUCUGCAUCGCCGAGGCCCUGUGCCGGCACCUGCUGUGCCAGCAGCCCCUGCGCCUGCAGCUCACGCCCGGCUACGUCACGGCGCAGAGGGCCGUGUGGAAGGCGCGCAUCGCCCAGCUGGCCCCGCGCCCGCCCCCCGCAGACCUCGGCCCUCGGGAAGCUCAGCCUCAGUGAGCCUUCCUGCCUCAGCCCGGGCCCUUGGACCCCAGAUGUCUCGAAACUGCGCCUAGGCCUUCCGAAGGCAUCCGCACUCGAGGAGGUCUGGAGACACGCUGCUCGCUGCCCUUCCCACAGUAGACAGACCCCAGGCCCGAGUGGGCGAGAGCCGCAUGUUCGGGGGCGGGGUGGGGGCGGGGGCCAUGGCGCUGGCGCGGCCUCUGGAAGAACUUGCCUCCCCCGCCUGAUGCCUGGCAUUCCGGGAGCGGCUGGGGGUGGGGCCCUGGGGGCUGGCUACAGUAAGAGGCUGGCGCGGGGUGCGGGGCGCAGUGCACGGCCACCCGCUGCGGGUUUGUUUGUUUGCCGGCCUUUGUGUCCCUGUCAUGUCCCCGCCAGAUGGGCUGCACCUGAGGUGUGCGGGCUGCGCAAGGCCUGACUUAUAAGUGACCUUCCUGAACCCGUCACUGAAAAUGCCGGCGAUGUGGAACCGACAGUAAAAGAAGAUGCCGCUGUG